Octodon degus (degu) is the source of this 2316-nucleotide messenger RNA. It is a transcript of the gene Cpt2, whose product is annotated as carnitine palmitoyltransferase 2. The record is from RefSeq and is a predicted model, not a curated record. Bases 114 to 2090 code for a protein of 658 amino acids. Gene Ontology annotation, biological process: fatty acid beta-oxidation. The transcript is spliced from 5 exons. Gene Ontology annotation, molecular function: carnitine O-palmitoyltransferase activity. Lineage: Eukaryota; Metazoa; Chordata; Mammalia; Rodentia; Octodontidae. Gene Ontology annotation, cellular component: mitochondrion.
AGUGACCCCGAGGCCGUGCGACCUGUGCUCCAAGUCCCGGACGCCCGUCCCGGUGCCGAGGGCAGCACAGUUUCUCGCCCGCGCCGCGCUCGCCGCCGCUGCCGCCCUGAACGAUGGUGCCCCGCCUGCUGCUGCGCGCCUGGUCCCGAGCCCCUGCGCUCGGCCGGGCAGCGCCCUGUCGGCUCCUAAGCGCCGGCUCCGGACCCGGCCAGUACCUGCAGCACAGCAUCGUGCCCACCAUGCACUACCAGGACAGCCUGCCCAGGCUGCCUAUUCCCAAACUUGAAGACACCAUUCGGAGGUACCUUAGCGCGCAGAAGCCUCUCCUGAAUGAUGAGCAAUUCAGGAAAACAGAACAAUUUUGUAAGAGUUUUGAAAAUGGCAUUGGAAAGGAACUGCAUAUGCAGCUUGUUGCUCAGGACAAGCAGAAUAAACAUACAAGCUACAUUUCAGGGCCCUGGUUUGAUAUGUAUUUAACUGCUCGAGACUCCAUUGUUUUGAACUUUAAUCCAUUUAUGGCAUUCAAUCCUGAUCCCAAAUCUGAAUACAAUGACCAGCUAACCCGGGCAACCAACAUGGUUGUUUCUGCCCUACGGUUUCUCAAGACACUGCGAGCUGGCCUUCUGGAGCCAGAGGUGUUCCACUUGAACCCUGCCAAAAGUGACACCAAUACCUUUAAGAGACUCAUCCGCUUCGUGCCUUCCUCUCUGUCCUGGUAUGGGGCCUACUUGGUCAACGCAUAUCCCCUAGAUAUGUCCCAGUAUUUUCGGCUUUUCAAUUCGACUCGUUUACCCAAACCCAGUCGGGAUGAACUGUUUACUGACGACAAGGCCAGACAUCUGCUGGUCCUAAGAAAAGGACAUUUCUAUGUCUUUGAUGUUCUGGAUCGAGAUGGGAACAUUGUGAGCCCCUCAGAAAUCCAGGCUCAUCUGAAGUACAUUCUCACAGACAACAGCCCUGCGCCUGAGUUUCCUCUGACCUUCCUGACCAGUGAGAAACGGGACAUAUGGGCAGAGCUCAGGCAGAAGCUGGUGCACGGCGGCAAUGAGGAGACCCUGCGCAAGGUGGACUCUGCUGUGUUCUGCCUCUGCCUAGAUGACUUCCCCAUUAAGGACCUUGUCCACUUGUCUCACACCAUGCUGCACGGUGAUGGCAUGAACCGCUGGUUUGACAAAUCCUUUAAUCUCAUUGUGGCCCAGGAUGGCUCUGCUGCAGUCCACUUUGAGCAUGCAUGGGGUGAUGGUGUGGCAGUGCUCAGGUUUUUCAACGAAGUGUUUAAAGAUAGCACUCAGACCCCUGCUAUCACUCCCCAAAACCAGCCAGCCACCACGAAUUCUUCUGCAUCUGUGCAGAAACUCAGCUUCAAGCUGAAUGAUGCCUUAAAGGCGGGCAUCACUGCUGCUAAGGAAAAGUUUAAUGCCACCAUGAAAACCCUAACCAUUGACUGUGUCCAGUUUCAGAGAGCAGGCAAAGAAUUCUUGAAGAAGCAGAAGUUGAGCCCGGAUGCAGUGGCUCAGCUGGCCUUCCAGAUGGCUUUCCUGCGACAAUAUGGGCAGACAGUGGCUACCUACGAGUCCUGCAGCACUGCAGCCUUCAAGCAUGGGCGCACUGAGACCAUCCGGCCAGCCUCCAUCUUCACAAAGAGAUGCUCUGAGGCCUUUGUCAGGGAGCCCUCCAAGCACAGCACUGGCGAGCUCCAACAGAUGGUGGCCGAGUGCUCCAAGUACCAUGGCCAGCUGACCAAAGAGGCAGCAAUGGGACAGGGCUUUGACCGACACUUGUUUGCCCUGCGAUACCUGGCAACAGCAAAAGGGGUUGCCCUGCCUGAGCUCUACCUAGACUCUGCAUAUGGGCAGAUAAACCACAACAUCCUGUCCACCAGCACGCUGAGCAGCCCUGCAGUGAGCCUUGGGGGCUUUGCCCCUGUGGUCUCUGAUGGCUUUGGCAUUGGCUAUGCUGUUCAUGACAAUUGGAUAGGCUGCAAUGUCUCUUCCUACCCGGGACGCAACGCCCGGGAGUUUCUGCAGUGUGUUGAGAAGUCCUUAGAAGACAUGUUUGAUGUCUUUGAAGGCAAAUCCAUCAAAACUUAGCUUGCAGGUGGGUGAACAGCUUUUGUUGCUUCCUCUUGCAAAAAUGGUAUUCUGCGCAACCAUUAGGUGCUAUUCUGUGCUUAAAUUAAUCAUGGGUGCCUAAGCAGGCAAUGCCUGAGCUGCAAGAUCAGGGUUUUAAAACUAAACAUGUCAGCCAGGCAUGGUGGUGUAUACCUGUAAUCCUAACACUCAGGAGGCUGAGGCAGGAGGACUGCUUUGAGUUCAA